Molecule: messenger RNA, 1008 nt
Organism: Metarhizium brunneum ARSEF 3297
Lineage: Eukaryota; Fungi; Ascomycota; Sordariomycetes; Hypocreales; Clavicipitaceae
Product: Malate dehydrogenase
Biological process (GO): tricarboxylic acid cycle; malate metabolic process
Cellular component (GO): cytoplasm; mitochondrion
Molecular function (GO): L-malate dehydrogenase (NAD+) activity
Source: RefSeq, a predicted model, not a curated record
AUGUUGGCUUCCAGAAUCCAGCGCAGGGCUUUCUCUGCCUCUGCCCGCAACCUCUCCAAGGUUGCCGUCCUCGGUGCUGCCGGUGGCAUUGGCCAGCCUCUUUCUCUGCUCCUCAAGCAGAACCCCAAGGUUACUGAGCUUGCCCUGUACGAUAUCCGCGGCGGACCCGGUGUCGCUGCCGACCUUUCCCAUAUCAACACCAAGUCUACCGUCAAGGGAUAUGAGCCCACCGCUGCUGGCCUCGCCGAGUGCGUCAAGGGCUCCGACAUCGUCCUCAUCCCCGCUGGUGUCCCCCGUAAGCCCGGCAUGACCCGUGACGAUCUCUUCAACACCAACGCCUCCAUUGUCCGCGAUCUCGCCAAGGCUGUUGCUGAGUCUGCUCCCAAUGCCAAGCUCCUCGUCAUUGCGAACCCCGUCAACUCGACCGUUCCUAUCUGCGCCGAGGUCUUCAAGGCCCGCGGUGUCUACAACCCCAAGACGCUUUUCGGUGUCACCACUCUGGAUGUUGUCCGCGCCAGCCGCUUCGUCUCUGAGAUCAAGGGAACUGACCCCAAGGACGAGAACAUCACUGUCAUUGGCGGUCACUCCGGUGUCACUAUCGUCCCUCUCUUCAGCCAGAGCAACCACCCCGACCUGAGCUCCAACGCUGAGCUCGUCAAGCGUGUCCAGUUCGGUGGCGACGAGGUCGUCAAGGCCAAGGAUGGCGCUGGUUCUGCCACCCUCUCCAUGGCCAUGGCUGGUGCUCGCAUGGCCGACUCUCUCCUCCGUGCUUCUGCUGGCGAGAAGGGUGUCAUUGAGCCCACUUUCGUCGACUCACCCCUCUACAAGGACCAGGGCAUUGACUUCUUCUCCAGCAAGGUCGAGCUGGGCCCCGACGGCGUCAAGCAGAUCCUGCCCGUUGGCGAGAUCGACGCCGCUGAGGAGAAGCUUGUCGAAGCUUGCCUGGGCGACCUCAAGAAGAACAUCGAGAAGGGUGUCACUUUCGUUGCUCAGAACCCUGGAAAAUAA